This is a messenger RNA of Xenopus tropicalis (tropical clawed frog), 5888 nucleotides long. RefSeq names its product myoferlin. Gene Ontology annotation, cellular component: endosome; membrane; cytoplasmic vesicle membrane. The transcript is spliced from 48 exons. NCBI's taxonomy places the organism in Eukaryota, Metazoa, Chordata, Amphibia, Anura, Pipidae. The record is from RefSeq and is a predicted model, not a curated record. The coding region runs from base 1 to 5640 and encodes 1879 amino acids.
AUGGAGGUCUCUAAAACUCGAAAAACUUUCAGAGGUUUAUUCAAACCUUUUCGAAUGAUUGGAAAAUUAUUCCAAAGGAAACCAAAAGAACCUAAAGAAGACACUGAGGUUAUGGCUGAGGAAGGAAGAGCUGUACUGAGUGGAACUGCUAGUGUCCCUAAGCAGCAAACUCUGCAGCCCUACAACCAGCCCACCUACAUUCCCUCCCGCGUGGAGAGCACUGAACAGUCUCUAAACUUUAAGGUUCUGGUUCGGACAAUAGAAGGUCGGCAGCUGACUGGCAAUAAUAUAAAGCCGGUUGUCAAAGUGAAAAUUGGACACCAGACUCAACACACGAGAAUUAGAUCUGGCAAUAACCCUUAUUUUAAUCAGAUGCUGACCUUCGACAUGCACAGGUCACUUGCGGAUCUGCGUAUGGAGUCCAUAACCAUUCAGGCACUUAGGUCUCGUGCGCUUCGUGCAGACAGCCUGAUUGGUGAAUUUAAGCUUGAUGCUGGAUUCAUCUAUGAUGGACCAGGUCAUGCGAUUAUAAGAAAAUGGAUUGCCCUGUAUGAUCCUAAGGACUCGAGCUUGUCUCCAAGGGGCUACCUGAAGGUUAGCCUCUUUAUUCUUGGAAAAGGAGAUCAGCAACCGAUUGAAACCCCAGGGCAACAUGAAGAUGAGGACAUAGAAAAGAAUCUCCUGUUAACAAGCGGAGUAGCUCGGCAGACUAUAUCAUCUGUGAUAAAAAUCUACCGAGCUAAUGAUAUUCCCCAAAUGGAUGACACAUUUUUCAGAAGUGUAAAGGGACUUUUCAGAUCAAAUGUGGACAAGAAGAAUUUAGCUGAUCCCUUCACAGAAGUGGCAUUUGCUGGGGAUAAGAUUCCAUCAAUGUGCGACAAUGUUAGGCUCAGAGUGUAUGACUGGGACAGAGCAAAUAGGAAUGACCUAGUAGCAACUGCCAACCUGGCCCUGUCCAAUAUUUCUUUACCUGUUACUGGUUUAGAAGGGACUGGGCUAAAAGAUGGCUUCUUACCAACCUUUGGACCGUGCUUUAUAAACCUGUACGGAAGUCCAAGGGAGUUCAGCCGCUAUCCUGACCACUACGAUGAACUGAAUCGUGGACUGGGAGAAGGGAUAGCCUAUAGAGGCAGAAUCCUAGUGGAGCUUACUUCUACUUUGGACGACUCCACAAGGAUGAUUGGAGACAUCUCUAGACAUGAUGUUCAUGCUGCUGAGAAAUACCAGUUCAAGCGGAAAUAUAGCCUGUGUGCGGUAUUCUAUUCAGCGACUAUGCUGCAAGAUGCCGUCGGUGCCGUACAGUUUGAAGUGAGCAUCGGCAAUUACGGCAACAAAUUUGACUGCACAUGUAAGGCAUUGCCAUCGACAACACAAUACAGACAACCUCAAUUUGAUGGCAAUUUCUACUACUACAUACCAUGGUCUACCUCAAAGCCUGUAGUAGCUCUAACAUCUCAUUGGGAAGAUAUAAGCCACCGUCUGGAUGUUGUGAAUAUUCUCAUUGCCCUGACGGAUCGGCUGCAAACUGGACUAUCUUCCUUGAGAUUAGCUCUACAAGCAAACCUUCCUGAGGCAGAAGUGGUUACAUUAUGGCAGAAUGUAUUGGACCAGCUUAUUGAAGAUGCUGGGAAACAUCUGCCUUCAAUGGAAAGAAGAUAUAAUGUGAAUGAGUUAGAUUGGCAUCGGCGACACCUUCAGCAGUCUGCCCUCACUCACAUAAAGGCGGCAGCAGCUAAAAUGCGAAGGAGCGCGGCCGAUGUACAGUCAACUCUACCUUCCAUUGAGGAAUGGAUAGACAGACUGAAACAGCUGUCGGAAGAGCCACAAACCAGUAUGCCGGACAUCAUCAUCUGGAUGAUAAAGGCAGAAAGAAGAGUGGCCUACGCCCGUAUUCCUGCCCAUCUUAUCCUCUUCUCCAAGACCGGGGGAGAGGCCUGUGGCAAAUUCUGCGGGAAGAUUCAAACGAUAUUUCUAAAGUAUCCUCUCGACAAAGGCGAAGGCAGACGUGUUCCAGUUCAGCUGCGUGUCAACCUCUGGCUGGGACUGUCUGAAGCAGAGAGUGAAAUUAACCAAUCCGUGCACGGAAUGUUUAGUGUUCAUGCAGAAAUGUAUGAAAAUCAGUCACGGAUAUCUGGUCGAUGGAGCUCCAGGUUCCUGCUAAACCACCCCAAGUUCUCUGAUGCCACUGGAACAAUAAAGCUGAAAAAGAACAGCUUUGUGGUUCCAGAAGGCUGGGAUUGGGAAGGUGAUUGGCAGGUAGACAAUGAAAGGAGCUUACCGAAUAAAGACUGUAACGGACACCGAGAAAUGACAGAGGAAGUGUUCGUUAAUGAGAGGCGGCUUCCAAACGGAAAAUGGAAACUGGCAAAAGAAGCCUUCACUGAUGCUAAUGGUGAAAAAUCUUCUUCGCCAGAUAAGAUUGGCUGCCCUCAUGGAUGGAUCUGGGAUGACGAUACGUGGAAAUGCGAUGUAACCAGGGCUGUGGAUGAAAAUGGUUGGGAAUAUGGAACACCUUCAUCUCCCAAUAACCAGCCACAGCACUGGGUUUCAUCCGAAAAGACGUAUCAUACCCGCCGACGCCGAAGACUUGUGCGCAGGAGAUCUAAAGUCUCUACUCCUAAUGAGGAGGUUAUACCCUCAACGACUGACAAAGGAUGGGAGUAUGCGGCUGUGUCAGGCUGGACAUUUCAUACGAAGAGAUGCGGCACUGACACUUUCCGCCGAAGGCGUUGGAUAAGGAAUCUGGUCCCUUCUGGUCAACAGGGUGCACCUCCCAUAUUUAACCUAGAAGGCAAUCAGGGCAGUGCACUGACAGCUGACCCAAGCGAUGAUACAGAGAUGCAAAGAGACCUUUACAGGGAGCAUGUUCCUUUUGUUACCUGUAAAUUCGACUGUGUUUACAAGUACCAUCUGAGAUGUUACCUGUAUCAGGCUCGUGGUCUCGCGCCAAUGGAUAGAGACAGCUUUUCAGAUCCGUACGCUCACGUCUCUUUCCUACACAAAAGUUUGAGGACAGAAAUAAUAAAUUCUACCCUCAAUCCAACAUGGGACCAAACGCUUGUCUUUAGUGACAUUGAAAUUUGUGGAAAGCCCCGCGAAAUUGCACAGAAUCCCCCCAACAUUGUUAUUGAGAUAUAUGACAAUGAUUCAAGGGGAGAAGAUGAUUUCCUCGGCCGAAGUUUAUUCUUCCCAAUGGUGAAGCUGGACCCGAAUGUUUAUGAUACUCCUAAACUUUUCUGGUGUCCAGUUACCAGGGGAAAUAGACACUGUGGCGACAUCCUUGUGGCCGCAGAACUGUUCCUUCAGGAAAACGAUGGAUGCAUUCUCCCUGUACUUCCAUCGGAGCGGGUACCAAAUAUCUAUAUGGUGCCAGAAGGAAUUCGGCCUGUGCUUCAGCUUACUGGUAUAGAGAUACUUACUUGGGGCCUACGAAGCAUGAGGCAUUUGGAAUCUGUAAGAUCAGCAACUAUUACUGUAGAAUGCGGUGGACAAACAGUUGAAACUGCAAUGACUGGAAUAUUGGGAAUGAAUCCAAACUUCCAGACUGCAGUUCUCUUCUUGAAAGUGUAUCUACCUCAAGAAGAACUGUAUACUCCACCCAUUGUUAUUAAAGUCGUAGCCAAUAGACUUUUUGGAAGAAAGGAAGUGGUAGGGCAAUGUACAAUUGAGCAGCUGGAAGAGUUCCGCUGUGAGCCCUACCCCAGGAAUCAGGAUAAUCCUCCAGACCUUAGAGUUGCACCUAUCACUGCAUUCGCUGCUGAUGUGAUAAAAUGUGUAAAAGAAACUCUAACGACUGAAGAGGAGGAAGAUGAUGAAGUUGAUUGGUGGGCAAAGUACUUUGCCUCUAAAGGAGAACAUGAAAUGUCUGCGCUGUACACCCAGAGGAAAUAUAAUACCCUAAAGGUGUACGGCUGUGAGUUAGAACGAGUCCCAGAGUUCCUUGGACUCACUGACUUUUGCCAGACGUUCAAGUUAUACACAGGAAAGGCUAAACAUGAUGAAGAGCCAGCUGUUGCAGGAGAGUUCAAGGGAUCUUUCUGUAUUUAUCAAGUCCCAGAGGAUCCAAGUGCCCCUCAACCUCCACAGCACUUCCGGGAAUUGCCUGAUAGUGGUUCUCAGGAGUGCAUUGUGCGAGUGUAUAUAGUGAGAGGCAUAGACCUGCAGCCAAAGGAUAACAAUGGAUUGUGUGAUCCUUAUAUCAAACUAAGCCUGAAUGACAAAGUGGUAGUAGACAGGGAGAACUACAUACCCAACACUUUAAAUCCAUUGUUUGGCAGAAUGUAUGAAUUAAGCUGCAUUCUACCGCAAGAGAAAGAUCUUAAAAUCUCCAUUUAUGACUAUGAUGCUCUAUCUGGAGAUGAUAAAGUUGGUGAAACAACUAUAGAUCUUGAAAACAGGCUCCUCUCGCGAUUUAGAGGCCAUUGUGGACUGCCAGAAACCUACUGCGUAUCUGGAGUAAAUCAAUGGCGAGAUCAGCUAAAGCCAACUGAAAUCCUUCAGAACUUGGCCAGAUGUAGAGCCGUACCACCUCCUGUCUAUAAAGAUGACGGGAGAACAGUGAUAUUUUCAGGAUUGCAAUAUACUGUAAAGAGUACUGAAAAAGAUCAUGAAUUUCUUGGGCCAAUGCGAGAACGCGUUGCUCUUCAAGCCCUUCAUGAUCAAGGAUUAGUUCCAGAACAUGUUGAGACGAGGACGUUGUACAGCAGUUGCCAACCCAACAUUCCACAAGGAAAAGUGGAAAUGUGGGUUGACAUUUUCCCAACAAGCUUAGGCCUUCCGGGACCUGCUGUCAAUAUUGCGCCUCGUAAACCUAAGCGGUUUGUUCUACGCACGAUUGUCUGGAACACCAAAGAUGUCAUCCUCGAUGAUGAAAAUGUGUUGGGAGAGAAAAUGAGUGACAUUUAUGUCAAAGGGUGGCUUCUUGGCAAUGAAGAUGACAAACAGAGAACAGAUGUACACUUCAGAUCUCUGGAUGGAGAAGGCAACUUCAAUUGGAGAUUUGUCUUCCCAUUUGAUUACCUCCCAGCAGAACAACAGUGCAUCAUUUCUAAAAAGGACCAUGUAUGGAGUCUUGAUGCUACUGAGCAAAAGCUGCCACCUAAACUUAUUAUCCAGAUAUGGGAUAAUGAUAAAUUCUCAAGAGAUGACUACAUAGGCUUUGUUGAACUGGAUUUAAAUAAUGUAAUAAUGCCAGCAACAGAAGCAAAGAAGUGUUCAUUGAAGUUAAUGGACAGGCCUAAAGAGACAGUGUCUCUGUUUAAGAAGAAAUCUAUGAGAGGAUGGUGGCCAUGUUAUGCAGAGAAGGAAGACGAAUAUGUGCUAACGGGCAAAGUUGAACUGACAUUGGAGAUCCUCACCGAAGAAGAGGCAGAAGAAAGGCCAGCCGGCAAGGGGAGAGAUCCUCCCAAUACAAACCCAACGCUGAGUGAGCCAAUACGUCCUGAGACUUCGUUCCUGUGGUUCACGAGCAUAUUUAAGGCAUUUCAAGUACUUGCAUGGCCCAGACUUAACAAACUAUAUGAAGACAACAUUGGCAGCAUCCGUAGAGGAUGCAUUAUUGCCGCUGUCGUCGUGUUUGUUAUGUUCUGCAUCUUCUUCUUUAUCAUGUACAUCCUGCCUUUGAUUCUCAUGAGACGCUGAGACAAAACAGCAGGAUGGUCAAGAAAGGAACCAGUAUUGUAGGAGCCAAAGAUGUUACCAAUGCGGUUAAGGGUGGGUGGUGGGCCAACCGCUUGCAAGGUAACAUCAGCUUUGUGUAAACUCCUUGGCUCCGCCCUUUCUGUAACGUCAUAAAGAAAUCACUACCAAUAACAAUGGUAUGUAGAAGAAGAGGUAUGCUAAAAGAAGAAAGGAAGACUAUUGUACUAGAAAUGAAGGAAUUGCAGUUU